GGACAUGUUAUGUUGAUUGCAGUUUCAGGCAAUGUCAAAAUGCUUUUUAGCUGGAAGAGAAACUAAUGUUGAAGCUGCUGCAACAUCAACAGAUGAAUGGGUGGAACAGUAUCAGCCCGGUGUCUACGUAAGAUUGACAAUGCUGCCAAGUGGAAAGAAGGGACUGAAGGGAUUUAGGUUCAGUAGGAAAAAGUUUACUGUGAAGGAAGUAGAGAAAUGGUGGAAAGAAAACAAGCUUUCUGUCUACAAGAAUUAUGAUAUUGAAGAUGAUUACAAUGGUGGUUCAUGUUAGACAAGUGAUUUAAUCACUUAAUGUGCUUAAUAUGUGAGGAGAAAAGUGCUAUGUUGUACUGCCUAUGGAAUAUGUAAAGACUAUCUUAAGAUUAAUUGGUAU
This is a messenger RNA of Solanum tuberosum (potato), 394 nucleotides long. RefSeq names its product protein Brevis radix-like 4. Bases 32 to 292 code for a protein of 86 amino acids. NCBI's taxonomy places the organism in Eukaryota, Viridiplantae, Streptophyta, Magnoliopsida, Solanales, Solanaceae. The transcript is spliced from 2 exons. The record is from RefSeq and is a predicted model, not a curated record.